Messenger RNA from Grosmannia clavigera kw1407, 1377 nucleotides. RefSeq lists its product as uncharacterized. Lineage: Eukaryota; Fungi; Ascomycota; Sordariomycetes; Ophiostomatales; Ophiostomataceae. The record is from RefSeq and is a predicted model, not a curated record. Bases 1 to 1377 code for a protein of 458 amino acids. The transcript has a single exon.
AUGCACUACAUCCGUCUGUUGCGGCCACCAUCUCUGGUGGAAGGGAAGCAGACGGUGCUGAGUUUCGUGCUGACCAUCACGACCGACUUGGGCGACUCGUUCUACAGUCCCGAUGGACCUCGUGGCAUUUCGGUCAGGCUGGAGACCGAGACGCGCUUGAACGAGCCGGCAGUGGCAGCAAGCAGCGAUGGAAGUAGUCCGUCGGACUCGGCUACGAACCAGUACAGUGAUGUCAUGCCUCCCAGCCGCAAGAGAAAGAGGGCCGGCAGCGAAGAGCUGAGCGGGAGCGGAGAGGCGGUCGAGACGACGGCUGCACGCACCGAGGAGCAUUUCUUUCAGAUCGACUGUCCUGCAAAGCAAGCUAGCAGCGGCAAGACGCAGUCGCUGGCCUGGAGCUCCGGGACGCGGGUGCUGAAGAUGGGUCUGGUGGUGCCGCAGGAGGCCGUGGCGCGGCUGCGGGAUCCGCUGGUGGUGCGGAGGCGGAUCUGCUUCAGCAUGCUGGACCGCCGAUUGUCCAUCGUGUCGGCCACGGACGUGAUCACGACAGGCUCGUACUCGGUCGUGCCUCUGUGGGUGGACGUGCCGGCGACGGACAGUGAGGCGUUUCGCCAUGUGGCCGUGCGGAGGCUCUGCAUCGGACACGAUGACAGACAGCCAGAGAAGAGGCCGAUCUGGGUCGAAGAGGAAGAGGAAGUUGGCGAGAGCAUUGCGCGGCACAUCUGGGAUGCCGGCCUGGCCACGGUGGCCUUUGUGGCCGACACGUGCAUGGGAAGCAGCCGGGGCCGGACAGAGGAGGAACAAGACGGUCUGGCCGGGUACCUGCGCCGUCUGCUGGCGACCAAGCCAGGCCGCCUACAUGUUCUCGAGCUGGGGAGUGGCGUCGGCAUUCUGGGCAUCGGGCUGGCGACGAUUCUGGGACAUGUGCGCCGGGGCGGACCAGACGAACAGGACGAACAGGACGGCAUUUCCGUUCUCCUGACAGACCUGCCCGAGGCAGAAGAGCGGGCGACGGCCAACAUGCAACGAGCAACGGUGCCGGCACAGGUUCGACUGGACUACGAAAAUCUCGACUGGGACGAGGGCUGCCAGGGCCGGUUCGGCGCCAAGGUGGCUGGCGGGCGGCCGUGGGACCUGGUGGUGCUGAGCGACUGCACGUACAACGUGGACAUGCUGCCGGCGCUGGUGCAGACGCUGUCGGCACUGCAAGCGGCGGCAUCUACAGGCGUGCGCGUGCUGCUGGCGCGAAAGCCGCGGCACGCGGACGAGGAGGCGUUGUUUGGCCUGCUGGCGGGCGAGGGCUGGCAGCUGAGUGCGAGCAGCACGAUGGCGCUGCCAGGAGGGAAGGAAGAGCUGGAGCUGUACUUGUAUGGGAGGUGA